Messenger RNA from Hyphopichia burtonii NRRL Y-1933, 465 nucleotides. RefSeq lists its product as uncharacterized. The annotation marks the transcript as partial. The transcript has a single exon. The record is from RefSeq and is a predicted model, not a curated record. NCBI's taxonomy places the organism in Eukaryota, Fungi, Ascomycota, Pichiomycetes, Serinales, Debaryomycetaceae.
AAUGGGGUAUUGGCUUCAACUUUAGAAAGUAAAGUUACGAGAGUACUUAAAGCAGAACAAAAAUCAAUGGCUGCAAGAGAAGAUCUUAUAAAAGAUUUUAGAAAUUGGACUCUGCUGAUUCCAAAUACUGAAAGUUCAAGUAUGGUCAAAGACUUCACUGAACUCUUAUCACGUCAAAAAACCGGUGACCAAGCAACUCUCACAAAAUUAUCCCAAUUGAAGAAUCAUUUGUUAAGUGUUCAUGCUAGAGAGAAAAAACAACGAGAAUUAAUCAAUGAACAAACCAAAAUCUUAAAGCAAAUUAAAGAUUCUGAAGUUAAAUAUGGUCAUAAUGCAACCGUGACAGCAUUACUUAGGGAAAAAUUGGAAGCAAAUAUAUAUAAUUUAGAAGUUGUCGAAUUGCAAUUAGUAAGAUCAAUUUCAGAAAGUUUAAGAGAAGCAUUUUUAGAUUAUAUUACUGCUUUA